AUGGCGUCUACAGCAGAACAAACUUCAAAGUAUUUGAGGUCAAAGGAGAUCUCGGUAAAGGAGAUAUCUGAAUUCUCUAACAAACUCAUCGAUGGUGAUAUUGACGUCUAUUUCCCUAACGCCGAAACUUUUGUGCUCGAGUUGAUAGCAAAUCGUUGGAUUGAUCAGAGAGAAUUGAAGUUCAAGAGCAAUUAUCGAAUUUGGGCGCUUUUUAAUCGGUGUUGGAGAAAUGUGAAUAAUGAUGAACUGCGAAAAAUGAUAUUUAAGACACUUAAAUUUCCAGAAACGUUGAUUCAGGGACUUCAAAAUGUUGUACAUGAGCCUUCCGAGGUGCCCUUGUUUGCUUCUGCUCUUCAAGGAACGUUGGAGCUAAUAAAUGCGAAUUUUGUUGUCGAAACGACGGCAGAACAAAGCCAGCAUAUCAUAAGUGGUGUUUUUCAACUGAUUGUCGAAUCCUACAACAUGGACGCAGAUGCUAGAAGUGGUCUUCUGAUGGAAGUUUUCAAUCUCUUACAGUCCGGUCUGAACUAUGAGCCUACAUUGAAAACCUGUAAAUCAUUCAUCGACAUUGUGCUUUUCAGGCUAGUACGAUACAUUAGCCUUCUCGAAAAUUUGAAUGGUCCUCCUGUGAAACAAACUCUGCGGUUACUGCAUCGACAUGUUUUCACUGGCGACAACGCGGUCAUCGGUCACCUAAUAAGUUCGUUGUCAUGCGAAACUCAGAGCUUAAAUGCUCGCGAACAUUGCACGCUUUUCGAGAUUGCUGCUCAUAACCUGUCAAAAAGCGAUUUCACAACGCUAGAGCGCUUAUUCACGGCGAUUGUAGCCCAUGAUUUUACGGCCAUGCCACAUCUCUUGCGGAUUUUGUCAGAAACUAGGAAAACAAUGUCACAGACUUUUCUGGAAAACCUCUUCGAAAAAUUAUUCAAAUCAAUUUCUACCAGAGACGACAGUACUACCUGGUAUUUGAUCACUAGAAUUCUACAACUUGACAUAGAGGUCGGAAUCAGGCAGGCAUCCAAAAUAAUGAACAGACUAGCAUUCGUUUCCGACCUCAAUCUAAAAGUUAUGACGUUUAAGACUCUCGUUGAAUGUUUUGCUAAUGGUAGAGACCUGCACAAGUUUCUCAAACUUUUAGAAGAUUAUGAAUGUACCCGAGAAGAUGCACCAUCAUACAUCUAUGAUGAGCCAUUUAUUGAAGUAGUGGCAAAUCGCGUCGCGGAAAUGGCGAAUAAUACUAUUUUUGAACACUUAUCAGGCCUGGUCGACGAAAUAAUAGUAAACCCUCAAAGAGCUGCCGUUCCGGUGCAGCUUCUCAUGAUCCUUUUGAGAGGGUUUCCCAAAAUUUCUGACGCUAAUAUGAUGCAACUCAAGCUGCCCUUAUCAAAACUAUUCGAACUAGAAGGAGACCAGACGUAUGCUUUGUGGAAUCUGUUUUAUAAUAUACUAAAUGUCUACGAUGACAUUUAUCCUGAAGACAAAUUUCUUGAGAUAGAGACUAUCGUUUCAAAUCUCCUCCAACAACGAGGGAAAUGUGCUGAAAUGUUUGCAUUUAUCUUUAAAUUGCGUGAAUUACGAGAUUUUAGCCUCGAGUCGACAGCGCAAUCUUUUGUCCAAUACUUCACUUCGGCGGAAAUUGAAGAAAGACGGAAGAUGCUGGAGAUUGUUUUCUGUGGCUUUCCAACCCUUUCAGACAAAUGUUUUUCCAAAGAAAGUCUCUCACUUUUUGCAGAGUGUCUCUUCAAAGUAGACUAUCAAAGUCUAUUCACUGUUGCAAUCUUGUCGGAUGAUGUUUUUGAGGAAACAAAUAUCAUGCAUUCUGUGACAUCGGUGUUAUCCGAAAGAUUAUCAGACGAUUUUUGCUUGCGAGCAUUAUGCGAAGUUCCAAUUCAAUGUAUCAAUAAGUCGGUUCGCAUAAAAACAAUAAACGACUUAAGCGCGAAGAAUGAUUUGACGUCAUUGGACUACGAGGUGUUGUGUCACUUGCUUCAGUAUCCCACAUACCGCUCCGAAUUAGAAACUAGUGUUGAACGAUUGCAGAGCGUUGUCGCGGGACGUAGUGACAAAUUUCUGCUAGAAAAUCCCGUCUUCGAGAUUGUUCUCAAAAACCAUAUCUGCCAAUCUAGUGAGAGCGUAAGUGCAGCCUUCUUGGAGGAUUUAAUCAGGGUUCUGCGAAUGCGCCUGUCAGAAAGUGCAGCAGAUGAGAUCGUGAAAAUGGCAUAUUACUUCAUAAUUCAAGAGCAAGCUUUGUCAGAAGAAUGUAAUGAGUUGACGACAAUUCUUACUGGAAUUUUAUCCGAACAGCUGAUUCUCUUAGCCGACAUAUUAAUCGAGAAUAGUGAAGCCUUCGCAUUUUAUUCUCAAGCCCUUUUCACCCUUUUUCUGAGGAGGAGAAAUGAGAAAACAGCGAGCGACAUCCUGCGCGUCAUCGGCUGCUUGCAUAGCAAACUCUCAGGAAAGUCCGUCCUUCUAAAAGUUGGCUGCAGCUUUUUCCUGCUUUUCAGUGCUGCUUACAAGAACGAGCUUAACAUUAUUUUGGCACACUACAUCGCUUUGCGUGAGUGUGGUCUAAAUAAAACUGAUCUUUUCCCUGCGGUUGAAUUCGCAGUUAGUGAAAGUUUGCAAAAGGGCUUCAAGGACUUCAAUAUCGCAUUCGCUUGCAUCUUAAACUCAUUGAACGAGCUGGGAUCAUCAUAUGGUGAGGCGAUCUGUGAGAUUUCCCAAUAUUUCCUCUCCCGCCUUAACAGGAAGAACAUCGAAUCUCAAAUCCUUUAUGCCAAAUUCCAAUCUGCCCUUCGAACUACAUUGCAAUUGAAAAGUAUCGAAAAUCAUCGACCGGUAUUGAUGCUGCUGGAAACUAUAAAAAGAUUACUCAUCACAGAGUCGUGGCUAUUUUCACAGUAUCUUACAGACUCUUUGUUCCCCCUAUGCUCGUUGGUUAAUUUCAAAUUCAUAAAAGCAGAGAACACUCACAAUGAUGACGUUAUGUCUUCAACAUGCCAACUCAUUUCGUCGAUUGUUUUGUUUCAUCGCUUCAAGCUUUUCAACAGGCAUCAUCUCAUUCUUUCAUUUCUCUGUCCUUCGCUUGAAUAUCUUGCAACUAUCUCCGAUGAGUUUUUGAAUUCGUCAUCUGCAAGGGAGCUAGGAAGACUAGUUUCCAACUUAUGUGAGUCCUCAAAUAUUUCGAAAAGCGGCAAAUCAAGGAGCGAAGUUGAUUCCAAAGUUACGCAUGUCAAGGGGCUGUUGAGGAAGUUUCUUCCCGUUUUCCUUAUGAAAUACAUUACGUUAUCCAUUUCUCAGCCUUUCCGGCAGGCGAUUAGAAAAGAGCUUUUACCAGCAAUCAAUUCAAUUUUCGACAUCUUUUCUGAGAGAGAACUAACUUUCAUCAGUGCAAAUUUGGACAACUCUGGCAGAACAUAUUUGCGGGGCAUUUAUUCGGAGUACAAGAAAGCUGGUAAAUGGCGCGAGAAUUGA
Molecule: messenger RNA, 3474 nt
Organism: Lachancea mirantina
Lineage: Eukaryota; Fungi; Ascomycota; Saccharomycetes; Saccharomycetales; Saccharomycetaceae
Source: the annotation of a GenBank genome assembly